This is a messenger RNA of Branchiostoma belcheri (Belcher's lancelet), 1813 nucleotides long. RefSeq lists its product as uncharacterized. The transcript is spliced from 2 exons. NCBI's taxonomy places the organism in Eukaryota, Metazoa, Chordata, Leptocardii, Amphioxiformes, Branchiostomatidae. The coding region runs from base 313 to 1155 and encodes 280 amino acids. The record is from RefSeq and is a predicted model, not a curated record.
CUGAUUGGACAGUCUGAAAUAUAAAAGAAAGGUCGUAACGUCCUUUUGACCAAGGAAAUAAGUCGUUGUUUUGACCAAGUCUGACCCCGAACUGCCGUGUUGCUACGCUCCGCUGAACCUUCCUCCCUCUGACCCGAUUCUGAUUUAAAUUUGCCCCGAGGCCCCAGCAGACACCGCCAUCCUCCAGUCGUCCAUGUUUGUAGAGUCUGAGUCGGAAUGGUAGGAAUACUUGUCGUGCCCGGAGAUUUGUCUGCACUCUAACGUUUCCUCCCCACAGAGAUACCGGCUAUUUACGGACGCAGCCCGUCCCCAAUGCAGGGUCGACAUUCUCCCGGGACGGUACAGUGCCUGGCGCAGGGCAGGAAGAGCCCCACUACAACAAAGGAACGUCGCCUGAGUUGGAACCCUCCCUGUUACCGGAACACCCAGCCCGCCAAACUGCCCAUCCACAGGCUCAGCCUGGGAUGUCUGCCGAACAAGAAGAUGGCCAGCGAGAGGAAGGGCUCGGCAGAGGAGACCCGACUGGACAUAUCGUUAAGGCUGCUGAGAGAUGAACUGGCCCAACUGCGGCGGUCGGGAGACUGCCUGUCGGACCAGAUGCAGGGCAUGUUCCGCACCAUCCAGGACCUGCGCCGCGCCUCGGAGGAAGCAGCUUUGUUCAGGGCCUCUCAGCAGGACCUGACCUUCCUGGCCGAGGAGAACCUGGACUUACUGACGGAGUGUAGAACCAGGAAACCCAUCGCCAUUCCCGAGGAGUUGGACGGUCUGUGCGAGCCCGACGACAUGCUAUCCCCCACGUCUGCCUCUGUGCAGGGCCCCAGAACUUUCACCAACCACUCCGAGGUUGAGCCAUGCCAACCCGCCUCAGACACCGUACAUAACAGGUCGGUUUCGGACUGUUCCAUGGACUCCGCGUUUUCCGACAUGAGUUCGCAAGGCCUGUUACUCUCCCCCACGUCUCCUCCCCCCCUACCCCCACGGACACCCCCUCCCCCUCUCCCCCCGCGCAGGGCCUACUCAGUACCUGCCAUGAGCGCCGAGAAGGUGACGUACAGAAACAAUCCACCAAUCAGAGAGCGGCAAACAAAGGUGAAGCGCAGGAGCAAGUGUGAGUGGAUGUUAGAACUGGAUGUGCAGACGGCGACUUUGGUUUGAUGAUUGCCGUCUUCAGAGGGAAAAGGUGGACGUCUAUUAAUUUGUAAUUCAAUCGGUGUUGGAAGCGUUUCUUUUAAUCAUUUGCCAUGAUCUUAUUGUCACCCUGGAAAGGAACACUUAAAAGACGUUGUAUAUUCUCAUAUUUAAACGUGAUUUAGAAAUGAAACAAUCAGUCAUUCGACAGCACUCUCCAGGGACCUCCCAGAGCUGGGGCUAUGCUUGGCCGCCAGUAGAAAGCCUUGCCACAAGGAAUGGCAUUGAUAGAUGUACUUGAAGAUUGUGUUCUUGACCAACUGGUAUAAUGGUACUUAAUUUUAUAAAAUAGUUCAAACAACAUUCUAUAUCCAAGACACUGUUGACCAGAGUCAGUAGUAUACAUGUUGAUAUGUUAUUGACAGAUUUAGCACAAUGACUUUAGUUAGGUCUUUUGCAACUAGAUCUGACCAUUACCAUGUAAUGUUCAGGGUGUGCCGCAUUGUACGGCACAGGUAGCUGUAUGGGAUCAUUUAUCUAGUAUGUUUUUGAAGGAUUUUAUACUACAUGUACUCAAGUGUGUUUGAUAUAAAAAGGUGCCUCUCUUCUCAUUCAAUGAUGUAUGCCAGUAAGGCUCUCAAAAAUAAACUCUUAUGUUCAUUAUAACCACUCAUUAUUCCUCUUG